This is a messenger RNA of Triticum aestivum (bread wheat), 670 nucleotides long. Its product is annotated as cysteine-rich receptor-like protein kinase 45. NCBI's taxonomy places the organism in Eukaryota, Viridiplantae, Streptophyta, Magnoliopsida, Poales, Poaceae. Gene Ontology annotation, biological process: protein phosphorylation. The record is from RefSeq and is a predicted model, not a curated record. Gene Ontology annotation, molecular function: protein kinase activity; ATP binding.
GGUCAAUGUCGUUUGCUUUCUUCUUAUCCGUGCAAGCCAGCAACGCGUUUGCCUGCGCGUACGCUCCAUUAAAAGGUUGCGAGCUGCCGCUGCUCCAUCGUCUUGGCCGCCGACGAGCAACCAUCUCUGCUGCUGCUCCAUCGUCUUGGCCGCCGACGAGCAACCAUCUCUGCUGCUGCAUCAUCGCCUUCCUCACCUUCGUCCGUUGUCCAGGUGCCGCAACAGUUGGUCCAUGUUGCAUUCCAAUAUUAUUUCCAUUUCUCAGGAGGAAGAGGAGGAAGGAUCAUCCUGUAAUCCUGCUGGGUGCGAGAUAGCCGCAGCAUGGAUUUCGAACUCCGUGUUAUCGAAGCUAUCACAAACAACUUUGCAGAUGAUCAGAUAGUUGGCAGCGGUGGAUACGGAGUUGUUUACAGGGCGACCCAUGAAGGGGAAGAAAUUGCCGUGAAGAAGCUUCGUCAACUGCCAGGACUCGAUGAUAAGCAAUUCGACAGCGAGUUCCGCAACCUUCGUAACAUUCGCCACCAAAAUGUUGUGCGGCUAAUUGGCUACUGCUACGAGUCUCGGCAUAGAUACAUGGAUCACAACGGGGACCUUGUUUUCGCUCAACUAAUGGAGCGAGUGCUCUGCUUCGAAUAUAUGCACGGCGGAAGCCUCGAUGAACAUAUUCAAG